Messenger RNA from Penicillium verhagenii, 2160 nucleotides. RefSeq lists its product as uncharacterized. The transcript is spliced from 2 exons. The coding region runs from base 1 to 2160 and encodes 719 amino acids. Lineage: Eukaryota; Fungi; Ascomycota; Eurotiomycetes; Eurotiales; Aspergillaceae. The record is from RefSeq and is a predicted model, not a curated record.
AUGCCCCUAUUCAACUUGAAGAAAUCCAGAGCGCCGGCCAACCAGUCUGCAAGUCGCUUCUCUGCCCGAUCCGUUGAGAAUCUGGUCCACCCCGCGUCUCCACAGGACCACAACUCCAACUACGUGGACCGCCAUCACUCAAACAACCGCCUCGCCUACGAAGAACCCACCAGUCCAAUUCCACAACCUCAGCCAGACUUGUCUCAACCUGCAUUACGUCGCGCUCAAAGUCUCCGUCAACAACAACAGAAACAUCCUCACCAAAAGCCACUGUCUCAACAACGCGACCGACAGAUUACCACCCCUGAGGACUCACAGCCUCGUCGUAUAGGCUUAUUCCAGCGCCCAACCUCCGGCUUUAUUGAUCGCAAUUCCGCUGUCACAGGGAUCAGACAGGUCUCGCAACCGCUCUCCCAGCCAAGCUCCCCCCGACACCCACCACCUUUUGAAUCCCAAGAACAACAGCAACAUCAACAACAACAACACCAGAACAUCUUCCCAGAAGAGGAAUCACCGACAGACCCACCUGCCUAUGAGCCGCGAUCGACGUCACUAGCCUACCAACAUCAACACCUUCAACACUCACAACGAUCUCUCCAUCACUCCCACCCCUCUGUCAGUAGUGAUAUUCAGGAGUGGUCGCCGCAACAGCCCGUUGAACCACAACAGGGCCAAUUACUCAUUCCGCCAGGGCUCAGCACUGACCCAACCCUGGUUCAACAGUACGGCCGACCGUCCCCGACCGACCGUACUCCGGAUUCUCCUCGCUAUCUCCCCGAACACGGCCACCGGGGCCCGACGUUGUCUCGCCCCGAGUACGAUCUGGUAUUGAACACUUCCCGGCCCCCUUCCCGACAGACUUACGAGUCCCUUUCCCCAAGUCGUCUUCAAACCCCUCCUGACGCCAUGCAGCAGGCCUCCGCACAGGCAAUACCUCAGGGCCAGUCCACCGAUCGACUAUCGGGGCAACAAGAGCGCAGGGGGAGCACCACCCAGAACAUGCCGACGGAACAACAUUCCCGGAACACGCCAACGGGGCCGCGGACACGCGAUGAGUUAGAGAACCUUGAUAUUCGAGCAUUGAUCCAAAAACAUGAUGAACUACAGAGUAAAUACUCCAAGGUGAAGCGGUACUACUUCGAGAAAGAGGCACAGGUGCAGCAUCUCCAGAACACCGUUGCACAUCAACGAAUGGCCGUUUCCCGUACUGUGCUAGAUGACAAUGAAUAUACAAACCGGUUCCAGCGACUGGAUGGGGCCAUCAAGGACCUUGCGUUCUCCGUGCGCAAGGACUGGCGGAUCAUUCCAUCAUGGCUGCAGGGGCUGACAACGGACGAUGCCGUGACGGUGGGAACAAAGGAGAUGAUGGCACUGGGACGUGCAGUGGUCAGUCGCUGGCUGAUGGAGGAAGUCUUCCAACGACACUUUCAUCCAGGGCUGGAACCUGGCCUGAGUAUUCAACUGAAGUCGAUUGAGAUGAAUCUGCGCCGACAACAGAUGCGACCAGUCACAGACGAAGACCGUGAGAACGCCAUUGCCAAACUCUCCAAUUGGCGUCGCACCACCUUCGACGGGCUGGGCGAUACUCUUGCAAACCCCACUGCUCAAGAACAUCGUGCCGAGCUGAUCGAGCACUUGACCGUGGAACUGGCCACCUUCCUCAGCAACCAGCUGCAGGACCAGGCGCUCCCGGGCCUGGAGGCCGGCGUGCGGAUGAUCAUCGAAAAUACCAUUAACAUCAUUGAAAAGAUCCCGUUGGAAGCUCGCGAUGUCUGCGUCGAGUACUUCCCACCCAACAUCUCCUUCCACGACAACUACAUGAAGGUCGAAGGUCAACUGCCUCACCUCACGCAGCCCCCUCCACCAGCGGACCAGGAAGUUGACGACGAAGGUGAUUCCUCGCCCGCCUCAAACUCCACCGGACCCGGUGUCGACGGAACAUCUCCAGCUCCACGUGAACCUCGAAGAAGAUCCGUCUUCGGCGCCUUGAUGGGUCGUCGACCCGCUGCCGACCCACCUGCUCGCCCAGCCGCUGGAACGGAGAAGACAGAGCAAACUGAGCCGUCUCGGAUCCGCUUCGCCUCAUUCCUUACUGUCGAAGUACGCGGCAAGGGACCCGCGACGGUGUUGAUCAAAGCACCCGUGUGGCUGAUCGAGUAA